Molecule: messenger RNA, 8404 nt
Organism: Lingula anatina
Lineage: Eukaryota; Metazoa; Brachiopoda; Lingulata; Lingulida; Lingulidae
Product: RIMS-binding protein 2-like
Biological process (GO): neuromuscular synaptic transmission
Molecular function (GO): protein binding
Source: RefSeq, a predicted model, not a curated record
UGGGAACCUGUACACAAUGUAGUUCAAGUAAGUGGCGGGUAUCCCUAUGUUUUGCGUGCUAUUUACCUGAUAUGAAGGCCAAAGGUGCAACUUUGGUGUCUAGUGCAGCCAUGAGAGCUGGUUAGUGAAGAUUUGCUGGUGUACAGAGACAUAGGUUUGGAAAUCAUGGAGAGCUCAAAUGGUUCCAUUGGGGGACGGAGGCUACCCUCAAACAAACUAGAUUCUUCCCAAAGGACGACAGAUGAGAUGAGACGGCACAUUGCCAAGCUCAAGUCAGAGCUGGAGUUAGAGAAAGCAAGGUCCAAACAAAAAGAGAGGGAGAAAGUUUCUGAAAUCAAACAUGCCAAAGAAAUGAUGGAGAGAGAGAAAUCUCAUGAACUAGAAAUGGCUAAUAUCAAGUUCCAGGCAGAGAAACAAGCAGAGAUACAGAAAACAAAAGAUAGUGUUGCAAGAGAAAAAGACCUGGAAUUAAAGCAAGUCCUCAGGUAUAAAGAAGAAGAAUUGAAAGUAUUGAAACGCCAGUUAGAUCGAGAGAAAGAGGAUGCUGCAUAUGGAUCUUCUGAUCUCAGGAAAAAAUCUCAAGGCUCUCACAGUGACUUGACUGGAAACACAGAUGCUGUCCUUAAACUUCAACAAGAAGUCCAAAUGCUGAAAGAUUCCAAGAAACAAAUACAGGAGAAGCUUUCUGAAAAGUCAAAAUCUGAUAAAGAAAAGACUUUGGAGAUCAGGAGACUUAAAAGGGAACAUGAACAAGAGGUACAAAAAAUUAUUCAGGAAUCAAAACGGGAGUUUGCAAGGAACUUUUAAGAUGGAUAGUUUCAAAAUGGACAGGACUUUCAGUGGGGACAGUACAGAGGACUUAACUGCUAAGAAGUUGCCUUUCACUUCUACACCCAUAUCUGGGAAACAUUCGGGUGUGAAAGGUGGCUAUGGAGAGGGAGAUGUGGAAUAUCAUAACUCGGAUGAUCGUGACAGAUCUCAACAUAGGAAAAUGAAGGAUCUGACGUCCCAGAAUCAAAAGUUAGAGGAGAGCAUUUCCCUGUUGAGGGCUGAAAAUGAAGUAUUGAAGAAAUCUCAAGACCAGUCUCCUGCAGAGGAAAAGAUCAAGAAAUUAAAAAAGAGAAAUGCAGAAUUGGCAGCCAUAGCUAGAAGACUGGAAGAGAAAGCCAAACAAUUACAGCAGGAAAACUUAAAGAAGUCCAAAGACAGUGGUAAUGGUAGUCAAGAUGUUGACCAUGUUAAGAGGGUAUUUGCCCGCCAACGUGCCAAAGAUCUGGCUGAACAUGCCAAGGUUAUGCUUGCCAAGGACAAGGAGGUGGAAACACUGAGGAAAAAGUGCCAAGACCUUGCUGAUCAGCUCAGUAACAGUAUUACUAAUGCAGGGAACAGUGGUGUUUUUGAGGACAGAGAAGAAUUGGAGACUAUCAUCAAGCAGGCAGCUAGAGAGAGACUAUUGUUAGAAAGACAGGUGGCCAUGCAGUCUAAACAAGGCAGCAGGAGUCCCUCCAGGAAUUCAGAUCUCAACCGCAGUAAUGUUGUUGCCUUGGAAGAGGAGAACCAGUCCCUGAGGAGGGAGAUAGAGCUGGCAGAAGUGGCCACCAGGGAUCUGGAGAAACUGGAAAUUGAAGUGACCCAAAGAAGAAUAGAAAGUGAGAGUCUGUACAAAAAGCUUGAGGAGAAAAAUGGGAAUGUUUCUAAGUUGGAAGAUGAAUUACGGGUAACCAUCCAGAAGAAUAAUCAACUCAGUCAGGAGGUUCUUGAUCUUGAGACCAAGUUGCAGCAGCUUGAGGAGAAGCUUACCGAAGCACAGAAUGCCGAGGCAGACAACAGUCAUCUAUUGGCAUUGGAAGAAACCAAUAAAGCUUUGAGAAGAGAACUAGAAAAGAGCGAACUAGAACAAUCUAAACUUCAGGAAAGCUUUGAGGAAAACACCCAUGCUUUACAUGAAAGAUUAGAAAAAUUGGAGAAAGACUACCAUCACAAGUGUAAGGAGAGUGAAGAAAGUGUUAAAAGGGCGCAGGAAGAGGUUGAAGCCACACACAGAGCAGAGCGAGAGAGGGAUCGAUUGAGGAGUGAACUGAAUAUCAAGAUUUCUGAAUUUGAGGAUGUGAAGAGCCUUUUAAAGGAGCAACAAGGCAAAAGUUUGGAACUGCAAGGAGAGCUAGAAACUCAGAUACUGAAGAAUACAGAGCUGACCAAACAGACCACUGAGCUAUAUCAGAAACUGCAGGAUUUUGAAAAGAUAACAGAAGAAUGUCAAACACUGAGGGCCAGUGUUGAAGUAAAAAACUCUGAGUGCAAGGCAGCUAAGGAAGAAAUUUCCACUUUACAGAAGAGGAUUUCGGAACUGGAACCUUUGGAGCAGCUUAUGCAAGCAGCUAAAGAAAAGCAAAAAGAACUGGAUGCUGCCCACAAGGAGGCCUUGAAUAAGCUACAGGAGAAAGAACAACUAGCUACUUCAUUGCAGAAGGAAAAAGAUGAAGCUUCCAAGGAAAGUCAAAAUAUUAUUGAAAGUCUCCAGGGCAAGAUUGAAGCUCUGGAGAAGCAAUGUGAGCUCCAGUCUGCACAGCAUAAUGAUCUCCUCAAGGAGCUGUCCAUGCUCAAACUGCAGGCAGAAGCUGUUGCUAAAACAACAAAGGUGUCUGCUGAAGUACAGGUUGACUUGGAAACAUCUCCCCCAUCAGCCGGCAAACUUGCUCCCCAGAAACCACCAAGAAAGAAAAAGAUAGCUAUGAAGAGAGACCUCAUAGAUGAACUAGAAGGCAGCUCCUGGGAACACAUCCUCAUAGCAGAUGAGACAGACAAGUCAGUUUCAGUGAGGAGGGAGGUGAACGACCUGGAGGACAAUGAACUGGCAGACAUUGCUGAGAAGAUCAAGGUGCUGGCACUCUCAGACUCUGAAGAGGAAAUGCAUGAGGAGGAGGAGGAGGAAGAGAAGACAAAGAUUCAAGAGCACAGCAAAAUGAAAGACCAUACAGAGGAUUCCAAAGAAAAGGCAGAACUGCAAGAAAUUGAAAAGAUACUGAAAGCUGCUGAGCCCACCAGUGAGGCAGACAACCCUUCACUGAGGAUACCCAAUUUGUUAAAGAAGACGGGAGUUCAGGUCUUUGUGGCAAAGUAUAGCUAUGACCCGGUGAAAUAUUCCCCUAAUGAGAAUCCCGAGGCUGAGCUGGCACUUAAUGCUGGAGAUUAUGUAUACGUUAGUGGUGGUGUGGAUGAAGAUGGUUUCUAUGAUGGAGAACUCAUGGAUGGACGCAGAGGACUUGUGCCUUCUAACUUUGUGGAGAAAGUCACUGAUGAUGAGCUGGAGGCCUUGCACACAGCCCUGAUGGCAGGGACCUCAGACCAGGACAGUAGUUUUGACAACAGUCUGCAGCAGGAGCUGGACUUCAACAGCAGUGAUGAGUCUGAGAAGAUAUCUAUGGAGACAGACUUGCCUGAAGACAUCCAUGCCUUGAGAAAUGUGUGUGACCUGCCAGACAGUGAUCUAGAAGACAUUGAGGAAGUUGAUGAGGAAAACUUGACACAGACAGACAAAUCUGAUCUCACUAACUUAAGUGGUGGUAGUGGUGAGAGACGCAUGGGCGUUCCUGCUCCUAGAAAGUUAACAUUAGAGAGACAGCUGAGUAACAGUAUAGUGGUGGGCUGGAGCCCCCCUGAUCACAUCAAGCACACAGAUAUCCAAGCAUACCAUGUCUAUGUAGAUGGACAUUUUAAAACCUCCAUCAAGGGCACUGAGAAGACCAAGGCUCUGGUAGAAGGAGUACAAGCAAAUAAGCCUCACCGCAUUUGUGUCCGCACAGUGAUGGCCCGAGGUCAGUCAAAGGACCAGGAGUGUACCAUUAUGAUAGGGAAAGAGAUGUAUGAUUACGAAGGGAAAGAUAGCACCAUCCUACAACUAAUAAAAAAUGUGGUAUUUGUACCCAGGUCUAUGGAGAAUGCAGCCCUUGCUCCAACAGAAUUGAAAGUCUCUGCCACCACUGCCACAUCUGCCAUUUUGUCCUGGUAUCCAGGCAACAGCAACUAUCAACAUGUGAUCUAUCUCAAUGACAAGGAAGUGAGAACAGUAAAACCUGGAGUCUACAAACAGACACUUACGGGGCUCACCCCCUCUACUCAAUACACAGCUAUGGUGCAAGCUAAGAGUAUAAAGAGUACGUACGAAGAUGAAAAAAAUAAGAAGAAACAGUCUUCCAUGUCAUCCAGUAUUACCUUCCAUACUCAAGCAGGAGGUAUCCCAGACCCACCCCUAGAUGUCCAAGUGGACAGUAAGCUCCAGUCAGGAUCACUAGUGGUCACUUGGCUCCCAGUGACCAUCAACCCCAGUGGGACAUCCAAUGGAGCUCUGGUGACAGGGUAUGCAGUCUUUGUGGAUGGUAAGAAGAUCAAGGAUAUUGAUGGGCCCACAGUUGACCAAGUGACCAUCAGUUCUGUUGAGCUGUCCACUGCUGGCCAGCAGCCUAAACUACUGACCAUGAGAACCAAGUCCCAUGCUCAAAUGUCCGGGGACUCAGUGGCAGUUAGCCUGCCCACUGGUCAGUUAGAAAAGCAAGUCAAAGUGGCCAGUGCCAAGACUAUUGCAGCAGAGGCUGCUCAGAAGGUGGCUGAGAAAAAGAAGGCAGAGGGUGGGAUGUAUGCUGGUGCCUCAGACUCAGAUGAAGGCAGCAGUGAUGACAUCAACAAAGAGCUGUACAAGCCAACCACCCUCACUGCCAUCAAGCCUACUCACAAGCCAGCUGUGCUCGAGGGUAGUGAUGAGGAUGCUGGGAAAACUGACAACAAGAAACCCAUUCCAACGGUGCUGUUUAGAGCCAUAGAAGACAGCAGUCAGUCUGAGCUGUCAGAUAUCACAGAGGAGGAAGAGGGAGCUUUUGAAGAGGCUGAUGAAGAGGAGGAGGCUUCUGAUAGUUUCUUAGACAUAGAAUUUCCAGGACUGGGUGACUCUCAGAAAGCUCCUCUGCCUGCUCCAUUAUUGGUAAAAGGGGCUACAUCAGACAAAGAGGACAGAAAGAAGCAUCAUGGUCAAAUGGUCAUUUCCCCAGGUCCUAAGCCCACAUUUGGGGUCAUUCACCUGACAGAUGACCAGCCACCCUUCCACACCAGUACCCCAAAACACAGCAGAGAUAGAGAUAGGCACACUAAAACUCCAGCAGAAACUACUGGCAGAAAAGACAAAGAAGUCCACAGUGAGUUUUCAACUUCUCCACUUGCUCAAGCUCUUGACAAAGAACAUAAAUCCGGACAGAAACACAGACACGGUUCACUGUCCAGAGAAUCUUCAAUUGAUCAGGAGGAAACAAAAGGAAGAGAGAGAUCUGGAUCUAAGUCAAAGAAAGAUAAAUCUGAUGGUGAGAUUACUCCAAGGACUACUAAAGAUAAAGAGAGAGAUCAGACAAAAGUUACCCCAAGGGGUAGCAGACAUGGCGAGCAGAGGGAACAUAAGGGGGAACAUAAAGAUAAACAUUUAAGAGAAAAGGGAGUGUCUAAAGAUAAGAGUGAUCAGUCACCUAAAAAGAAGGAGGGGCAUAAAACUAAAGAAAAGGAGGAACACACGCCUAGAGAGAAAGGAGAAAAGUGUAAAGGACACAAAGCCAUUUGCCAAAGACAAGAAAGUCCUAUACACAAACACAAAGAAGGCCAUUCACCCAGGAAAAAGGAGGGCCUUAAAGAGAAAAAAGAACACCAUGUCCCUAGUGAGGGUGGUGAACAUAAACAUGUGGACAAAAAGGAUCAUGAUACAUCUACAGGAAAAGACAAACAUCAUAGGUCUGAUCAUACACAUCGGGAUGUAACUGGACGUACAUUGCAAGAAAAGAGAUCUACCAGUGCCGACGCCCAACCAGCUAAGGAAGACAGUCUAGGCGUGGGUGAUAUUGGUGUUAGUAUUAGUCCCGGGGAGGUGAGGGGGAGUUCUAGGUCUACAGAUGGUUCCUUCAGCAGGACUCCACAUCAGUUCUCAGUGCCAUCUAUUGAAAUUACCAAGGACAGCGGCUCAUCAGAAGAGGAGGGAAAUUACAGUGACGAUGAAUUUGAAAGUUACAGCAGUGACAAUGUCAGCUCUGGUCACUCUCCUCGCUAUGGAUACAGUCCCAGCAUCCAGGGGAAAGCCCAACCCAAAGGAACACAGCAUCAGCACAAACCUGGCUCUGACACUAAAUAUGGACCUGGUAUGGACAAACGGGAUGGGUACAGGGAGAGAAAAGAAGAGCCAAUUAAUACUCAAUCUUUAGACCAAGAGUUGGCCAGCAGUUUGAAACGAGCCAAAGAAAAAGAGAAACCCACCAGUGGCACUGGGGUCCACAAGGGUGAAGAAAGGACAGGCAUGGACUCAUCAAAGGAGAAAAGAAAAAGUUCUGCGUCUGAGAAUUUGUCCAGGAGUUCUAUCAGGGAUGAUAUCCCAGAGUCUGAGUUGAUUGACUACGAGGAUGAUGGAGAGGGUGAGUCCUUGGAGGAGAAUGCUGAAGAGAUGAUACCAGAGGGACCUGUACGGUUGUUCAUUGCCUUGUUUGACUAUGACCCUGAGGUGAUGUCUCCUAACCCUGGAGCUGCUGCUGAGGAACUGCCUUUCAAAGAGGGACAGCUUAUCAAGGUAUAUGGAGAAGCGGAUGAAGAUGGUUUCUUCCAUGGUGAAUCAGGUGGGCGUUUUGGCUACGUGCCAGGCAACAUGGUGUCUGAGAUUUCAUUGGAGGAUCAAGAUGUGGCAGAUGGUCUGCUGGAACAGAGCAUGAGCCACAAACAAGACAGCAAUCAACUGCCUGGUGGAAGAGAGCAAGCAUAUGAUGUGACCCCAGAUGAAAAACAUGAUUCCAAUGGAUACCUCAUCUUUCCAAAGCAAGGCCCUGCCAGAAAAAUGAUAGCUCUCUAUGACUAUGAUCCUGAGGAACUUUCCCCCAAUGUAGAUGCAGAUGAGGUCGAGUUAGCAUUCUCAGCUGGACAGAUAAUCCUGGUGUAUGGUGAAAUGGAUGAAGAUGGCUUUUUUCUCGGUGAAUUAAAUGGUCGUCAGGGCUUGGUACCUUCCAAUUUCUUAGAGGAUCUCAGAGAAGAUGAGGGGGAGGAAAUUGGUACUCCUGUAGUCCAAAAUUCCGGCAGUGCAUUGGAGGAUGGAACUCCAAAGAAAGAUAAGAAGGAGAAAUCGGGUUCACCCCAGAAAGAUGGCAAGAAAGACAAGGAUGUGAGCAGUCCCAUUGCAACAGGAGAUGAGAGCAAGGAGAAAAAGAAGAAAGGAUUUUUUUCUAAAGGAAAAAGCAUUUUUAAGAAAUUGAAAAGAUAAUUCCAUUUUAAAUGAAGAGCAAUUUAAUACAAUCAAGACAUGAAUGUGAAAUUUCCUUAAAGAAAGUAUUUUUUGCCUCCAAAAAGAGAAGGCAAUUUUGAAUAACUGAAACCACUGCAGUGCUUCUCCCCUUUAUUUUUUGAUGUGUAGAAAAAAACACAGAUAUGUGAAAUAUUUUGUUCAUCCUGGCAGACAGAGAAAUGCCUUAGUCAUACAUUGUAGAGCUUGAUUGAUGAUAUAAAAAAGAAAAUAUCAGUAUUGAAUUAAUUGCAAUGCUUAUAAAACUUGUGACAAGAAGGGACUCAUUUAAUAGGCAAAUUUUUGUUGGUAAUUACAGGGUUUUUGGGCAGUGGCAUUUAUUUUCUUCAACAGCAUGCUGUUAGAUUGAGAAGAUUUAUUGAUGUCUGUGUAUUCUGCAAUCCAAGCUUAUAUUUUUAUUUGUUACAGUAGCUACAGUAUCAGAAUUUUUUUCUUUUUUUUUAACAUUACAAAAGCACAUAUCUGAACUGUUUAAAGCUGUGAAAUACUCUUCUUGUUCAUUGUCUUUUCUAAUUUUUGCCAUUUGCCAAUCUCCUACAUACUUCUAGUUUUAUUUAUAUAGAUACAGUAUAGGUUCAAAUAUUUAUUGACUGGGACUGCCUCAGUGGCACUAUAUUUCUACAUGGUUCAUGUUACAAGUUUAUGAGGGCUAUCAGCUGCCUUUUUUAAAUAUAUAGGGAUGGUGAUAGUAAUUUUCAGUGUUAAACACAAUUCAAGUCAUAUAAUAUGGUAUUAAACAGCAAACUUCGAGAUGAAAAUCUGAUAUUAUCAAGUCCACUCACUUGGUUGUCAAAUGUAUACAAUUAAAAUGUCAAUAUAUAAUCCACAAAAGCACUAAAUACUGUGCAGAAGUUAACUGUUGGGUGAAAUUUGAUAAUGAUAAUGAUUAAGAACUGCAAAAGUGGAUGUCUUCCAGUUUAUUAUGAAUAUUCAAGCUGUUUGUAUAAUUAUGAAAUAAGGUGAUAAUUUUUCUGUUCAGUGCAUUUUGAUGCAAAAUGAUGGACACUAGGCUUUAUUUUGUUGCCAGUAUGUUUUUUUUUUUCUUUUGGUUAAACAGUCCAAUUAAAAUAUGUAUUUAUAUGUUAGUUUUUUUUU